Messenger RNA from Clarias gariepinus (North African catfish), 3486 nucleotides. RefSeq names its product calcium binding protein 1a (gene cabp1a). Gene Ontology annotation, molecular function: calcium ion binding. NCBI's taxonomy places the organism in Eukaryota, Metazoa, Chordata, Actinopteri, Siluriformes, Clariidae. The record is from RefSeq and is a predicted model, not a curated record. Bases 63 to 1202 code for a protein of 379 amino acids. The transcript has 7 exons.
UUUCUUUUAGUCUCUCCUCCUCUCUCUCUCUCUCUCUCUCUCUCUCUCUGUAGGAUGAACAGAUGAAGCCCAUCAUGAGUCUGUCUCUCCCUAAAAGCGACUCCACCGCCUCUCUGCUCAGAUCCGCCCCGGUAGACCGGAGACCGCGAGCCCCGGACGAGCCGCUCUGGAGCCCGGACAGUGACGCGAGCUCGCGCCGUCCUCUCUGCCACCCGGCGCUGCUGCUGCCGGACCGGAAGCGCGCGGCGGUGAGGAGCGAGCACAAAGCGCGGGACGAUGCACCGGAGCGGACGGACACGAGCGACGGUAACGGAGGAGGAGGAGGAGGAGGAGGGAAAGAGCGCAAGACAUCCAGACACGCGCACCGACACCAUCAUCAUCACCAUCAUCAUAACAAUCACCAUCACCAUCAUCACCACCACCACCAUCACCACCGGUCCGCGCGGGACGACCUGCCCCAGGAGCCCUGCGCCAAACACACUCCCGGUGCCGGUGCUGGCGGGUCUCACCGGACUCGGUCUCUCUCGGAGGGCUCGGAGGAGACGGCCUCCACUUCCUCUUCCACAUCGCUCCUGUUCUUCCAGUCCCACCGGGCGCACCGGCGGGCAUCCGGGACAUCCGGCACCGCGCGCGACCCCGGCACGGGCAGCUCGUGCUCUCCGGUAACCGCCGCCUCCGCGAGCGCAGCAUCUUCCGACUCAGACUGCAAACUGCGGCCUAUUCUCAGCUCGGUGUUCGGACAGAACCGAGAGCUGAGACCUGAGGAGAUCGAGGAACUCCGUGAAGCCUUUAAAGAGUUUGAUAAAGAUAAGGAUGGCUUUAUCAGCUGUAAAGACCUGGGGAACUGUAUGAGGACGAUGGGCUAUAUGCCCACUGAAAUGGAACUGAUUGAACUAAGCCAACAGAUCAACAUGAACCUUGGCGGUCAUGUGGACUUUGAUGACUUUGUGGGACUGAUGGGACCGAAGCUUUUGGCAGAAACAGCAGAUAUGAUUGGUGUGAAGGAGCUCAGAAAUGCCUUCAGGGAGUUUGACACUAAUGGUGAUGGAGAGAUCAGCACAAGUGAGCUGAGGGAAGCUAUGAGGAAACUGUUAGGGCACCAGGUGGGCCAUCGAGACCUGGAGGACAUCCUCAAAGACAUAGAUCUGAACGGUGAUGGACGUGUCGACUUUGAGGAGUUUGUGCGUAUGAUGUCCCGAUGAAGGAGCCAAAACUUUUGCACAUUGCACAUUAAAUCAUGACCCCUUGCUUCCCGCUGGCUGGAGGACACGAGACGUGUCGAGGGACGUUAAAACAUUCAUCGCAUGCAUGACUGAUUGAUAUGCAUUCGUCCCGAUCGUCCAAUCAGCGAUCAUCUUACAGGAAACCACACGAAACCACACCGAAGAAAAGCUUUAAUGAGCCGGAAUGGAAAAAAUAAAUGAAUAAAAACUGGAAAAAGACAGCACACACACACACACACACACACAUAUUGUAGCUGAGUGUUUCUGCACUUUUAAACCUUGUCUCAUGUCCAUCUAUGUCAUAGGGAACUGGAGUUCUCUCAGUAACCACGGCAAUAUCCUGUCUGUCUCUGUUCGUCCCGUGUGUGUAUCAGUGUGAGUCCGAGCCAGUGGAAGUGUUCUAGCGUUAAAGUCGUACUCUGUGAUAGUUAAAUAUCACUCGUCACAUCCUCGUAAUGAAUUACAGAACCGUAAUGUUUACAUGCGCGAAGCGUCUGUAGAGGGAAACUUUUGCAUCACUGCCACUUUAUUCCUCAGAAAUCACAGAGUGUGCCUUUAAAGUGAGAGCUGUCCAGGGUUGUGAGGUCACAUAUCCCUGAACACAAUCCCCACCCCUCCUCCUCCUCCAAACACACACACACUUCCUGCAGACCCUUAAAAGGACAGUGCAGCCAAAAAUAAAAUGUCCACAAAUUUGUGCUUUAAAUCCAUGUCCACUCGAUCUCGUCUGCGUCCGUCGCGUUGUUCGUCUCUGUACAUAAAAAGCUUAAUAAACAGCGUAUAAGUUAUUAUAGUAUAUAUGUAUAAAAGCAACAAAAAGGACUAAUGGUUUACUACAAUUUCAUACAGUAAUAGAGUAAUAAUGCGCCCCCUGGUGGUGGCGAUGAAGCGUAUAGUGCAAUACAGUAAGUUUUAAACGUGCUUUAAAUAUGCGUUUACGUUAAUCAGUCUUGUUCUGUGUCUAUGAUGUAAAAAUGUGAACGUCGCCAUCGUAUACUUAUUACUGUGACGCUUUAUGGGGGAGAAAGUGAUUGUAAAGAUUUUGAGCUACAGAUGUAGCUCAAAAUCUGUACACACACAUACACACACACACACAUAUUGGUUAUUAGCCUCCUAGCGCCAGGACACCACAGCUGUAAAUAUCUUGGGAGGAAACUGUGGACGUUUAAUUUUUGGACGACUGUUUUUUUAUUUCAUUCCUGCCCCCCCACAGGUGAAAUAGUUUGGGUCGGAUAAUUUGCACAAGUGAUAAUCUGACAAUAACGGAUAAUCUUCAAGCGUGAUGUCAAGCACUGUGUUUCUCCGCAGGUGGCUGCGGCGGCCAGGUGUAGUCUGUGUUUCAAUGCACUUUUAGUGCAUGCUUACUAAUGUCCUGUAAAAAAAAACCAUCAGGAAGAACGGAUUAGCAACAUACAACAUAUGGAUUAGCAUGGAUUAGCCCAUAAACUGGUUGAACAGUUUAGCAGCUUUCACGAGUCUCCAGUCUCCAACUCUACACUCAUUUACACAGCUAGCUGAGAUCACAAGCCAGCGGCCUAAUGGGGAGAGAAAAGGGCUGGUGGUGAUGUCAUCUAAUCAAGCCUGUGUCUGGCUGACGGAGUUAAACUUAAGCUCCGCCCUUGUUGAUAAACGUUAUUCAGGAAAAUCAGCCUGUGAGUGUGAGACGGUGAGUUGUCUGCUCCUUGGCUUUCAGAUCGGUGUAGCGUUUGAAGUCGUGAUCUUAUCGAGAGUGCAGCUUCAUUAGCACGCUGUACACGCUGUACACACACCCAAUCAAACAUCCUAAACGUCCUCCAUUUUAAAAAGGAAACUGCAGCAAAGCCUUCUGGGUACGCUGUUGUCCUACAACCUGCUGAGGAAGUAAAGAUGGCAGACGAGUGAAUCGAGCCAAGGGGACGUGAACCGUGUUGUGAGAGAAAGCAGUGCAGGAAUGCAGCCUUUAUUUGAGCCUGAACGCAUCACUGAGACGUUUCAUGAAUAAAAUAAAUGGAGAAAACAAAUCUCUGCAUCUCUCCCGCGGUCCGAUCUCCGUGUCUGCGUGUGCGCUGAAAUGCUGUUACGUUAUUAUGUCGUUCUGUCUUUUUGUCAGUUAGACGUUGACGUUUUGUCGUUUCGAUGUUACGAUGUUUUGUCGUUAUCUUAUGUAUUCGUCGUAGAAGUGCAACCUGUUUAUUUCCUGCAUGCCAAAAACACCUCUGCACUCAUGAUGUAACAUAGUGAUUUUAAUACAUUAUAGCAAAUAAAGUACAUGAAGGAUUCACGA